Molecule: messenger RNA, 1261 nt
Organism: Trametes versicolor FP-101664 SS1
Lineage: Eukaryota; Fungi; Basidiomycota; Agaricomycetes; Polyporales; Polyporaceae
Exons: 5
Coding region: 1-1260 (419 amino acids)
Source: RefSeq, a predicted model, not a curated record
AUGACUGUGACCAUCCUCGAAGAGGAGCGUGAACACCAAACUCGUCCUGAUGCGCCCCAAGCCGACCAUAAAGCCACCGCCCGAGAGACAUACCCCGACGGCGUGAAUCCCGUCUUAGAGACGUCGCAAUGGGCGAUGAAGGAGAUCGGCCUCGUCGGACUGCACGAAGACGGCGUCGCGUCCGCCGCGCGUUACAUCCGCGCACAGAUGCAGCGCGAGUCUUAUACCCCCCGCACCUGGCGCACGCAUCCGCUGCACCUCUGCCCGGCGGAGUCCGUCGCAUGGGCUGCGCCGUCGACGCGCGCGUGCCUUGACUGGGUCUUCCUCAUCUCCUCGCUCAACUUCAGCUUCUGGUCCGAGCGCGAGGGCACGCGCGGCCGUUACGGCGUCGAGUGGCGCGCGGGGUGGGACGCGGACUGUCCGACGGUGGUGCAUACCGGGUACUGGUCGCUUGUGGCGGCUGUAGACAGAGCGCUCGAGGAGGGCAUAGCCAUCACGGACCCGUCAUUCUAUGCGUCCGAGACGCUCUGUUCGGACGCGCUUAUCGAGCAUAUAUUCCGCGCCGCGCCACAGUCCGUUGAGCGCAUACCGCUGCUCCGAGAACGUAUCGCGGUCCUUCGUCAAAACGGCGCAAUCUUGUGCGAGAAGUUUGGCGGCUCGUUUCAUGGCUUCAUGGACACUUUUCGCAUACGCUAUGAAGGCAGGGGCACCGCGCUUCAACUAGUCAAGAUGGUCACGGAACACUUCCCGUCCUUCCGGGACGAAUCGUCCUACCAAGGCCGGCGAGUGUACAUCUGGAAGCGCGCGCAGAUUCUCGUCGCCGAAGCAUGGGCCGCAUUCUACCCCGCCUCGCCCUCUAUGCCGCAUCCGCUCUUCCCCGCCGGCGCAGCGAUCCACGAACUGACGAUGUUCGCCGACUACCGCGUCCCACAGAUCCUGCACCACCUCCGCAUUCUGUCCUACCCGCCAGCGCUCGUGAAGUUUCUCAGCGCGCACGUCCCUCUCGCCCCGGGUAGCCCCGAAGAACUUGCAAUUCGCACGGCGAGCAUCGUAGCCGUCGAGCGAGUUCGUCAGGAGAUCCUGCGCCAGGCCGAGGAGGACGAAGAGGGUAGCGGGGACGACGAGGACGUCAGCAGCGUGCUCAUCGACUUCUACCUGUGGGAUCUUGCGAAGCGUGCCGAGGGCGAGGCAGACGGCGUCGGGGGCGUCGAGACCGCGCCGAUGCUGCCUAUUCAUCGUACACGGUCCAUAUGGUAUUGAU